Molecule: messenger RNA, 1453 nt
Organism: Mesocricetus auratus (golden hamster)
Lineage: Eukaryota; Metazoa; Chordata; Mammalia; Rodentia; Cricetidae
Gene: Syne4
Product: spectrin repeat containing nuclear envelope family member 4
Exons: 8
Coding region: 244-1413 (389 amino acids)
Biological process (GO): establishment of epithelial cell apical/basal polarity
Cellular component (GO): nuclear envelope; meiotic nuclear membrane microtubule tethering complex; nuclear outer membrane
Source: RefSeq, a predicted model, not a curated record
GGCGUGGGGGUGAUAUCGGGAGGUUUAGGUUUCCCUGCUGGGAAGGAAGGAGUUAAGUGUCUCUGCACCUCAGCAGGGCUUCAGGUUUCUUUGGUCCAGGUUCCUCCUGGAAGGGGUGGAGCCAGGCUGGCCCCUGGGCCUCUCGGUAGCCUCAGGCUUGUAGGGCUGAGGAAGCCCGGGGUGCGGGCUGAGAAAGAGACUCUGACUGGACAUCCUCCCCUGACUGUCCUGGAGUCCACAGCCAUGGCCCUGUCCCCACCUCUUGGCCAUGGGUUCCCCUCGGAGCCCCUCAACCAUCCCCUGGGUGCUCUCAAGGAGCGAGACGUUGCCGGACGCGCCGUCUGUCCUGCGCCCACAGACGGCGCAAGCAGGUCAGAGCAGGCCCGGGCCUCCUUGGGCCUUCCUGAACAUGUCACGGGUGAACUGAAGGACCCUGAGCCUGCCACCAGCCCCCCAAGACUACCCCUGGGCUCUUCCCAUGAGCAUCAAGAUGGGGGCAAGCGCCGCUGGGAGCACCCUGUCUCUGGCCUGGAAGCACUGGAAACUGAGCAGGACAGCCUACAUCUUUGUCUGCUGGGGUUGAGCUUCCAGCUGCAGGAUCUGGAGCAAGGCCUUGCAUCUUGGACACUGGCUCACAGUAGGAUUGUCCAGCUGCAGGCCCUACAGGCAGAGCUACGAGGGGCAGCCGAGCGUGUGGAGGCAUUGCUGGCAUUUGGUGAGGGGUUGGCAGAGAGGAGUGAGCCCAGGGCCUGGGCAUCUCUGGAGCAGGUCCUGAGGGUCCUUGGAACCCACCGAGACACCAUCUUCCAGCGGCUCUGGCAGCUGCAGGCACAGCUGAUCAGCUAUAGCCUGGUGCUUGACAAGGCCAACCUCCUGGACCAGGACUUGGAAGUCGAGGGAGACUCAGACGGGCCAGCACCUGGUGGAAUCUGGGGGCCCUGGGCACCUAGCACCUUCCUGACUGCUGCCGAGUUGGAAUGGGACCCAGCAGGGGAUGUUGGGGGUCUUGGACCCUCAGGGCAAAAGAUAUCUCGGAUGCCAGGAGCUCCCUGUGAGCUGUGUGGCUACAGGGGACCUCAGGGCAGCGGACAUGGCCUUGAGGACCUGCUCACAUUGGGGCUCAGCCACCGGAAACAUUUAGCAGCUCACCAUCGAAGGCGCCUCCGGAAGCCUCAGGACAAGAAGAGACACGCGUCUCCCAAUCCACCGGAUGUGAUGCUGGAGGUGGAUCAUGGGGUACCUGCUUCUGCACCCAGACGGCCCCUGGCCCUCUUCUUUCUCCUUCUCUUCCUCCUUCUGCUGGGUGCCACAUUGCUGCUGCCCUUGUCAGGGGUCCCCUGCUGUUCCCAUGCCCGACUGGCCAGGACACCCUACCUGGUGCUCAGCUAUGUCAACGGCCUCCCCCCAAUCUGAGUCCACGGCCCAGACGUGUAUUAAAUGAUUGUUUUCCAAA